Molecule: messenger RNA, 4430 nt
Organism: Amoebophrya sp. A25
Lineage: Eukaryota; Dinophyceae; Syndiniales; Amoebophryaceae
Source: the annotation of a GenBank genome assembly
CAGUGUGGGCGCGCGGUCAGCAAGAGUGCUGGGACUACUUUGAGUCAGUUGGCGAAUACAAGGACCAGCGGCGGCCGUACCGGAUGACGUCAAAUGGUGUUUGCCAGUGCGAUGUUACACGAAACUUCGGAGAGCAUAAGAUGCUGGCACAGGAUGCAAUCAUUAAGUUCGAGGCGGACAAACUCAAGCCAGACACGAUCCGAGUUCUGAAGCCAAGUGACAGAGAGAUACGAGGGAUUAACGCGGCGCCGUUCAUCACUCGCAGGGGAACUGGAGUGCAGCUAGUACCGAUGCACUCGCCCAACGUUGCCACCGCUGUUAACGGGACGCGGCAGUAUCACUGGUGUGUUGCACAUGUCGACUUGUACGCAUUUGCCAAGGAGAACAACAUCACAGAGAUCCAGCGGGAGCAGAUGGCGACGGCGCAGGUCAACGCAUUAUUUAGGGACGGCGUCAACUUCGACACGCUACUAGGGACUCGGUCGGAAGCUGACUACUGGCGACGCCGACACGUGUACGGGUUAGCAGAGUACCAGCAGUAUUCGCGGCUCAUGCAGAAGAAGAUGGUUUCCAUCGCCAGGAAGCGGAAAUACAUGAGCUACCACGGCAUUAGAAAGCCGGUGGCCGCUAACCCGUCGACGAGAGGACAGCCCACAGUCGAGCGCGCGCUGAUGUCGCACCCACAGGGUGACCAAGUGGUUACAGUGGCAGGCGAGACACUUGGCAGCUUCUUAGUUCAGAGCGGUGGGCAGCCGUACGCGCGGAAAUGGCCGGCGUUGUAUUUCAAGAAGCAGGUGCCAGAGAAUUACUCUUGGGGAUACCUCGACGUUGUUCCGAUGGCAGCGAAACAGAUUACCAGGGACGCUUAUGGCGUUUGGCAGUCGUAUCGGUUUCAGCCGAAGACUGAAGCUUUACCAGGAACAGGCCUCCCGUUUGAUAUGCGUCACGACUUGUCGAAGGGUGACGUCAAGGCGCUCCUCGGUGGAGGUUGUAUCAAUUUGCAAGUUAAGACGGCGAUCGAAACGUUUAAGGCUGCGCCGAUCCGGGGGUCGUCGAGUGCACAACCGAACAAGAUCAUCGCAGUGGCGGCGUCUGACAUGUCUUUCUGGGACCUCGGUAACAGUGAACAUGAUGGAUUGUACAUCUUAAGCAAUGACGGCAUUGGGCACAAUUAUGUGGGGCGGUCGUUCGGAACGAUGGACACGCUACUGAACGGCGACACUGCUCCGGUGCAGCGGCGGGUGAUUCUUUGGCAGUCGCAUGCGGGCUUCUAUGUUUGGGUUUCGGUCGACACUCUGCCGCCAGUUAAGACGGGCAUCUAUGACCAGGGGACCGUCGACAUGUCAUCGCAGUGGCGAGCACUUGCGCCCGCGUCCAGCUCCGGAGAAUGGAGAGCAGAUGGCAACGGGGCAGAGACGUCUGGCUGGAACGUUAGCUACGUAGCAGGGUGCUAUCGAGAUGGCCUCGCGGAGCGAUUGCUACGCAUUUUCACUGACAUGGUGCGCACUGCUGCGUAUUACAAUGAGGCCUGCCGUGCGAAAGAGAAAGCAACGCGGAUUACCGUAUAUGAGCAGGGCGUUUCUAUUGCGGAAGGUGGAGCUUUCAUCUGUGCACUAUCGAAGGGGGCGAUUCUCAGGUGGGAGGCGCACAAAGGUGACAACGACGCGCGACGGGUACGCGCUCGAGAGUUCGUCUCGCGAGACUACGACGUAGGACGCAUUUCGGUUCUGGGACCCAUCGUUCGUGAGGUCGCACACACGGAGCGGAAGUCGAUCCUCGAGCUGUGUGAGGACGCGCUAGCGGAAACUGGGCCAGUCGUCGCAGGCAGCCGCGACUACACGAUGCACCGUAUAGACGGCGUCCUUCGUGUUACCGCCGGGCGCUUCGGUUCGAUACGACAGUGCGAGAGAGGUGCCCUGCCGCAGUUCAAGAUCAUCGUAGGAGAAAUGUCGCCAGUAAUCAACAGCGGAAGCAGAUCCGGCGUAGAGAAGUUACACGGACACCCAGAAAACAGCGAGUGCAAAAGUGUACUAUUCAAGAACAGCGUGGACUGGGCGGAGGAGGACAGUAAAGUUCUCGAUUGUAUAUCGAUCAAUCUUUGCGAAGUGCCGCGUUUUUCGCAACAGCAGUUGCGGGAUCGUGCACAGUCAGACUUCUACUUCGGGAAGAUUCUCGCGGGAGCUGGCGCGGCGGCGAAAUGGCCGUACUUCAACUACGGGACACACACAGUUUUGCUGUGCCAUGCAGGACCUCGGGGGACAGCGCUAUACUCACCGCCAGGCGGUGAAGACCUUAGCGAAUUUUUACAGGAGCAGAUCAGCUAUUUGCGUGGAGCAGGGCAUACGCACAACGGCACGGCGCACGACGUUUUUGAGGAGCUAGCGGAUUCUGGUUGCGAGGCAGGGCAGCAGACGGUCAGCAACGUGUGGGAUUAUGACUUUCCGCGCGCGCUGAUGUAUCUGCACUCGUGCCACUCGUUCGAGCUCGACGAGCGGCUGCAGGAAUACGGAUGGUUUCGGUUGUGGAUGGAGACCCACGACAAGAAGCACACGACGCAAGGCUUCACCGGCAGCGCGACCGACGAAAAUCCGAGGUCCGUGUACUAUCAGGCAGCCGUUGUGGAUGUGAGUGGACGCGUGUACAGAAUGUAUCCACGGAUUAGUUUUCGCAUGCGGCAGCUACAGGGACCGAUGCACGCGACGCGGGGCAACAUCGACAUGCGGCACGCGAGGUACUCGAUGGACAUGGAGCCUCGACACAGGUUUCGCGUCCCGGUAAAAGAUCCGGAGGCAGAAGGAGCAGCUGUUGUGGAAAAGGAAAUCGAGGUCAGUAGUUUCAUCCCUCGUGGAGUCCACACAACUGGCGGAAAGUGGUGCCAUGCGAGUGCUGCCGAUCCAGGACUAUCUUCCACCGGCUCUAAGGACACAGCAGCGGAGAAGCAUCGAUAUGAAGUCAUCCGGCCAGGAGAGGUGCGGGAGCUCCGACUUCCGACUCCGUAUCCGUGUGGUCAGCAGAUUUCUAUCUUUUUGGCGGGCAGGCAGCGGCAGAACUUCACGCUAUCGUUUCCGAACGAGACGUACCCGAGGCCAAUUUUCGUGAACGUGACACCCUCUUACGAGGUCACGUUGUGGGUCAGGACAAGUGGCGCGAGUGCGAAAAAGAUCCGGGUUGACCAGAAGGGCCGCGCGCUACUGGAAACGCUCAUGCUGCCGAUGGGGCUAGGGACGAAGACAGCAGACAGCAUUUUUGGCGAUGUCGGUCCAGGGUUCACGCCUGCGGUGAACAAGAACGAAACGGUCAACACAGAAACGGACGCCGCGCUGCUUGAUGGUCCUCUCGGGCGUUGUUUCACCGAGGACGUUGCCGUGGGAAAGAAGAGCAAAGUUACGAAUCCGACAACGUACACGCACUACAACUUGCAGGCCACGUUCAACAAGACACUACCGAUGGCGACCGAUGACAGCAUGAUCGCACUGGCGCAGGAGGCAGAAAAGAAGUAUCAGCAGAAGAAGCGCACGAUCACCGAAGGAUCGACAGCGUGGAAACUAUUUCUAGUCCAUGCGCAGCUCAGGAAUUGGGACGUGUCUCUGUUCGACGAGGACGCAGCAAUUUUGACCCGGUAUUUGGACGCGGGAGAAGCGCAGGUAACAGCAGAAGAGGUGGCGCUCAUCCUCGAGGUUAUGAUCUGCCUCUGUGACCCGCGAGCUUUUACCGUCGAGGGGAAUAAGCAUCGAUUUUUCCUCGGGUACGUUUUGGGGUGCGAAUCGAUCCGGUACGAGCGAUCGCCGUUACCUUCGAUCAAGGUCAAGCAGCUGCACCACGCGGAGAAGACGAUCCAGACACUUCUCAUGACGCGAGAAACAUCAACGGAGAAGUGCAGGGAGUUCGUUCUCGCGGUAGACAAGAUCAUCUUUUUACAGUGCCAGGCGGGGCGAGCACCACGCGGCGACGACGUAGUGCUUGGUCGAUUGUACUACCCGCACCCGGUAAAUCCGAUGUUGACCGCGCCGCCAUGUCCUCCUUCGUGGCCGGAGCAGAUCGUCGGGCGAGCAUCUUCGAGGGAUGCGCGAUGCUAUGGCGGUGUCGACUUUUCGAGGGCGUUUGCCAAGGUGAAGCUGAGUGCGGCUUUUUCAAAGUGGUGCGCGAUGACGAUUGAGGCGAAGCCGUUUUUGCCAAACGGAGGACCAAUCGGACUUUCGAUCCUACCCUCGAUUUUCUCGCUGCUUGUCUAUCCGUCAUUCAACGAGCUAAGGGCAAGCCAAGAGCAGGUGAUGCGGGUGAGCAUCGCGAUUCUCCGAGCAUUGCGAGCAGGAACGAUCAAGAGCCCGCUUGAGACUAUCCGUGGCGGCAAAACGAACAUCGGGCUCAGACAGCACGUUAGCGGUGGCGGGGCCGCGGGCAUGAAGAACGGCUCUUCGACGAGCAGCUAA